GCGGGAGGAUGUGAGUUUGUCUGCUCAGGGCGGUGAAGUGGACUCGAACGCCAGCAGCCGAACACCUGUUUGACAGGUGUUUGCCUACAUCUGCUCGAUCAUGCUCACAGAUGUGAUUUUGGAAGAGGAGUUUGACAAGGAUGGAGAGUCUUGGUACAAAGCUCAGGACCUGGAACACGAUCUGCACUUGGCAGCGGAGCUCGGGAAAACGCUCCUGGAGCGGAACCAUGAGCUGGAGCAGGCCCUGCAGCAGAUGUACUCCACCAACCACGAGCAGCUGCAGGAGAUCGAGUAUUUGUCCAAGCAGGUGGAGCUGCUGCGUCAGAUGAACGACCAGCACGCCAAAGUUUACGAGCAACUGGACCUGGCAGCUCGUGACCUGGAGAAGGGAAACCACCGCCUGGUGCAGGACAACCGCCUGGCCCAGCAGAGGAUCCACAGUCUCACAGAGACGAUUGAAGGCCUCCAAACUCACAUGGAGGAUCUGCAGAGCCAAGUGGACGGGCUGAAAACCGCACAGGCUGAGAGGAACAAAAGAGACCUGGCAGAGCAGCGACGCAGCCUCGGAGCCCAGAGCGUUUCCUGCCUGCGAGAGCUCUAUGACCUACAUGACGACAGGCGUCUGUCUGAGGACGGUCGGCUUUGGUUGCCUUUCGGCAGGACUCGACCCCCGAGUCCGGAGGAGGAGCACGCGGCCCUGCAGAGCUCCAUCCGGUCUCUUCAGACCCAGAUCACGGCAGAGAGAAGACGCAGGGAGGCUGCGGAGCGCGAGUGCGAGCUGACGGUGAAGGAGAAUCAAGGUCUGGAGCAUCGUCUGGACCAGCUGGCCGGCUGCCGGGCCAGGCAGAAGGAGCUGGAGGAGGAGGUGGAGCAGCUGAGGCUGCUGUGGCGGGCAGACUGUGAGAACAGGAAACCUGGGCCGAUGCUGUUGCCCGACACAGUGUUCUUCACCUCCGAGGAGAGGUCAGAUCCCGACCCGAGCGCGACAGAGGAAAUGGCCGAUAGUAGAGUCCAUCGACAGAGAUGUAACAGCGAUGGCCUCCUGAGAGCCGCCAGCGACCUCCGCCGAGGUCAUGAGAGGACGUGCAUCCGGCGGGCGGAGGUGGUGAAGCAGAGGGGCAUCUCGCUGUUCACCGAGGUGGACGCCCAGUACGCCGCCCUGCAGGUGAAAUACGAGGAGCUCCUGCAGCGAUGCCAGCUGGCCUCGACGGGUCUGACCCACAAGUCCAUUCAGACUUCCUGCAUUCCGUCUACCGUCGCCCAGGCCCGACGCCGGCUCUCGGAUUCUGCCGCAUUUCCUGACGUGGCGAUGGCUCUGGAAGACGUCCAGCAGCCGGAGUACAAAGUUCUCUUCCAGGAGAUCUUCACCUGCAUCCAGAAGACCAAAGAGGAUCUGCGUGAAAACAGACGCAAAACACAGACGAAAGAUUCCAUCUGACGUCUCUUGCUUUUGUCUCUCUGCACUGCUCCUACCGUCCCUAUAACUGAAGCUCAGUCCCUGCCUCUCGUGUUACAACGCAGCGUCCAGAUGAUUUUUGUAUUUAACUCAAGUAUUAAGACUCAGUGUUUGACCUCUGACCUUGUGAGGGAGAGAAUUUCAUAAAUGCAUUUUUAUGAGUUAUGUAAAUGCAGGAAUGCUGUAAGAGGAUGAGAUGUCAAACGGUGGGUCGGUUACCUUAAACAGCUCAACAGUUUGGUUUGUGAAUGUGGAACUGAAGGUCUCUGAACAACCUGUCGGGCACAUAACUGAUCCGCACUUUGGAACAAAUAUUUAUUUUUGAUAGGCUAGAAAAGAGUAUUUAAUAUUUGUAUUUAUUGUCAGUGCAAAGUGUUACAAAACACAACUUCUUGAUUUUCAGUAAUUAAAAGGAAAACUAUGUGUCGAAUAAGACAGUCAUAACAUUGUAAUGUGCUGUGAAACUGUAUAAUAAGCAGAAAAGUCGAAUCAGGAAUUGUAUUGUGCUUGUAAUAUGUGGCUUUUCAAAUACAUGGUGCUCUAUGGACAUUGCUGCCAGUUUAUUGUAUUUGCUGCUGAUGCAGAAAGAGAAAUGUACCUGCUUGAGUAAAC
Synchiropus splendidus (mandarinfish) is the source of this 2068-nucleotide messenger RNA. It is a transcript of the gene cdr2a, whose product is annotated as cerebellar degeneration-related protein 2a. The record is from RefSeq and is a predicted model, not a curated record. The transcript is spliced from 7 exons. Lineage: Eukaryota; Metazoa; Chordata; Actinopteri; Syngnathiformes; Callionymidae. Bases 101 to 1438 code for a protein of 445 amino acids.